UCCCGGGUGUUUGGCACCCUACUGGUGCCUUGCUUAAACCUCAAAGCAUGUGGCACCCCGUGGCAUCACCUGCAACUGGAGGGAGUCCCGGGAGGGAGUCGGGUUAUGGCCACUACUCCUCAGGGCCAAUGAGCACGGCCCACACCCACCCCCCUCCGAUGGGUGGCAUGGUGGGCCACCCCUCGGUCAUCAGCACCUCCAGGCCCCUGCCGUCCCCCAUGUCCACCUUGGGCUCGCCCAUGAACGGCCUGGCCUCGCCCUACUCUGUCAUCACCUCAUCUCUGGGCUCGCCCUCCGUAUCGCUGCCCUCCACGCCCAGCAUGAACUUUGGAGCCCUCAACAGUCCACAGAUGAACUCAAUGAAUAGUGUUAGCAGCUCGGAGGACAUCAAGCCUCCACCGGGCCUACAGAAUCUGGGAAACAUCAACUACCAGUGCACCAGCCCCGGGGGAAUGUCAAAGCACAUCUGCGCCAUUUGCGGGGAUCGCUCCUCAGGGAAGCACUAUGGUGUGUACAGCUGCGAGGGCUGCAAAGGCUUCUUCAAGAGGACCAUCCGUAAAGAUCUUACCUACACGUGUCGAGACAGCAAGGAGUGCCUGAUUGACAAGCGCCAGCGCAACCGCUGCCAAUACUGCCGCUACCAGAAGUGCCUGGCCAUGGGCAUGAAGAGAGAAGCGGUACAGGAAGAGAGGCAGCGUGGGAAGGAGCGGGGGGAGAACGAGGUGGAAUCUACCAGCAAUUUCAAUGAGGAGAUGCCUGUGGACAAGAUCCUGGACGCUGAACUGGCUGUGGAGCCCAAAACAGAGACGUACACCGACGGCAGCCCAGGCAACUCAACCAACGACCCCGUCACUAAUAUAUGCCAAGCAGCAGACAAGCAACUUUUCACCCUGGUGGAGUGGGCCAAGAGGAUCCCCCACUUCUCUGAACUCCCCUUAGAUGACCAGGUCAUCUUAUUACGAGCAGGCUGGAACGAGCUGCUCAUCGCCUCCUUCUCGCAUCGAUCAGUCACAGUAAAAGAUGGCAUUCUUUUGGCCACAGGCCUCCACGUCCACAGAAGCAGCGCCCACAGUGCUGGAGUUGGCUCCAUCUUUGAUAGAGUCCUAACAGAGCUGGUAUCUAAAAUGAAAGACAUGCAGAUGGAUAAGACAGAGCUGGGCUGCCUGCGAGCCAUCGUCCUCUUCAACCCCGAUGCCAAGGGUCUAUCAAACCCACCAGAGGUUGAGGGGCUGAGGGAAAAGGUCUAUGCCUCGUUGGAGUCGUACACCAAACAGAAAUACCCAGACCAACCUGGCAGGUUUGCCAAGUUGCUGCUUCGCCUGCCCGCCCUGCGCUCCAUCGGCCUCAAGUGUCUGGAGCAUCUGUUCUUCUUCAAGCUGAUUGGGGACACGCCCAUCGACACCUUCUUGAUGGAGAUGCUGGAGGCGCCGCAUCAAAUCACAUGACACCAGUCCCCUCCUCUCUCUGUAUAUACUUCCACAAUGUCAGUGAUAUGAAGAAAAAGACUUGAUUCAAGUUGUAAAACAGCAUAUUUUGUACCAAGCACAAAUGAUUAUUAAAACUGAACAAAAAAAGAAAAAGGAUUUAGGGGUUGUGGGAAGGGUGUAGUCAUUGGAGGGCGGAUGGAGCUGAUGUACACUGUCAAAAUGAAUUCUAAUAGAAUUGUUAACAGAUUUCUUUUGUAAAUAGAAAUUUCAGGUAUCCAUUUUAAAAGCAACCCAAUGCAAUAUGAAAUAAAUCAUAUUUUAUUCAAAGAGGAAUUGUUGAAAAAAGAAAAACAGAAAA
Molecule: messenger RNA, 1785 nt
Organism: Myripristis murdjan (pinecone soldierfish)
Lineage: Eukaryota; Metazoa; Chordata; Actinopteri; Holocentriformes; Holocentridae
Gene: rxrgb
Product: retinoid X receptor, gamma b
Exons: 10
Coding region: 48-1445 (465 amino acids)
Biological process (GO): regulation of DNA-templated transcription
Cellular component (GO): nucleus
Molecular function (GO): zinc ion binding; nuclear steroid receptor activity; sequence-specific DNA binding
Source: RefSeq, a predicted model, not a curated record